Molecule: messenger RNA, 449 nt
Organism: Scutellospora calospora
Lineage: Eukaryota; Fungi; Glomeromycota; Glomeromycetes; Diversisporales; Gigasporaceae
Source: the annotation of a GenBank genome assembly
AUGGAAGAAGAUAAUAAUUUUCGUGUAGAGUUGUUGGAAUGUGCUAAACUCUUGAAUCUACCAAAUGAAGAUUAUUUUUAUGUGCCAAAGAAUGAAAAGGAAUCUAUUUUACUUGUAGUUCCUGAUAGUAAAAUACCUAUAAGACAUCAAUUAUUAGAAAAGUGGAGUUUAAAUGAUUUGGACGCGAACAUUUUUUUUACAGAAGUAUUAAAUGACCUUAAUAUUCAGGAUCUAGACUUAUGUUGUGACAUUUAUGAAGAUGUAGCUACUCGUGAAUCUUAUUUUAUGGAAGAACCGUUACUUCCUAUUCAUAUACUAAAGGAUAAUGAAUUCAAAUUAUAUACAAUACCAACUUUAAAACAAUUAUCAAACCAAUUACCGACCACGGAUAUUUCUCCAGAACCUUUCAUAAAAAGUGAAAUACAGCAAUUUACAUUAGAUGAUUUGUG